Molecule: messenger RNA, 3819 nt
Organism: Lingula anatina
Lineage: Eukaryota; Metazoa; Brachiopoda; Lingulata; Lingulida; Lingulidae
Biological process (GO): protein phosphorylation
Molecular function (GO): protein binding; protein tyrosine kinase activity; ATP binding
Source: RefSeq, a predicted model, not a curated record
UAUAUUUACACUUCCAGUAUGAGUCAGUGAAGGCCGAGUACAGUACACAGGCCCUCAUUUGAUACUUUGUACUGGGGGGCUUAGCCUUUUAUACUGUAAUCUCUGGAAUGCUGUGGAAUGAAUAAUGUUAGCACAGGGACUUAACCACAUUACACUUAGUACCAAUCUACAGGACGGAGGACGGGAACGGGACUCUCCCGGAAGUGAAAUAACGCCACACCGUGUGGACAGAGUAGAGUGACCAGUUACUGCUUAAUUAGUUACUGACCAUCUUGGUCAUUUUUCUGACCUGUUUGACCAGUGGAUUAGAUCUAGGAUACUGAAAGGAAACAAAGGAUAUUCAGGAAGGCAAUGGCACAUCUCCAGUGUUUAGUAAAAGUGAAUCUCCAAUUACAAAAAGCAACGAAUCCGAACUCUCGGGACAUUCAGCGUGGACGAUAAGUUCUCUGGACUCUGCGGGCAGUGAUAACAGUGGUAGCCUUCGUAACGGAACUCAAGACAAGCCAGACUCAGAAGUUGAUGGUCUAGACGAGUUUGAUGAUUUUAAACUGCCAGAUUUGGGUCUUUCAAUGGACCUUGAUUUUGGGCCAUCUUUCAUGGAUGAAAUGAUGAAAGCUCUAAGUGAGAAAACAACAGAUGAUUUCACAGUGGAAAAGAAGGAAGAGAAAAGGGAAGACACACAACAGGCAGAGACACAGGAGUUCAAAGAAAACACUCCAGUUUCAGACACCCCCAGCAGAGAGAGCUCUUCAGAAAAGGAGAUCAGAUACUCGUGGGGUUCCCAAGAGGAGCUGCUCAGUAGCUCCAGUGAUGAACUCAAACACAAAGAUGACAGCGACAAGAAACAUGGAGGACAGAAGAGGAGGAGCAAAUUAAAAUUGACUCCUUUCAAAGAGGACAAAGACAAGUCAGAGAGCAGGAGCAAAGAGAGACAUUCGUAUGUGAAGCAGCUCUCUGCGUCUGACGAGAAGCAACUGGAAACGGCAAUUGCCAUGGCGAAUCAAAUCGCCCAGGAACAGUUGACACCUAAAUCGCCAAAAAGUACUGAUGAAGACGAUGGAAACGACACUCCAUCGAGAAAGUCAAAGUUCAGUUUUAAGUUCCCAGUAAAGAAGACCAGUCCGCAGCCUGAGAAAAGGACAUUUUCAGACGAGUUAGCGCGGAGUGCUGACGCAAAUGAGGACAUACCUCCAGAAGCACAAGAGGCUUAUAAUAUGCUAGUGGUUCGUGGGUCCGUGAAAGAGAAAUGGGAACCCCCAAAGAGGGAGUCGGAAUGGGAGCCAAAAAAGAAAGAAGAGGAAGAGGAUGAAGAAGAAGAUGAACGUUCAGACAGACCCGAGGUGUACAGGGGAUCGUCGAGUGCGAUACAGUCUCGACCAUCUCACUCACGACAGCAGCGGUUACAACGCUCUCAGGAGCAUCAGCGCAGAACUUCAGAGUCUGGUGAGUCUGGCAUCGCGGCUGCUAAUCGUAACCUCAAAGACCCUCAGGGUAUCCCAGCACGAGAUACCUCAAGCAAAGAUGAAGAAAGUGUGAAUCCACUGAGGAUGUUGAGAGCCGGAGGAGGUGGUUUUGUGGUUCCGCCAAGAUCCAGUGGACGACGUCAGAUGGUUGGCCGGGGUGGAAAUACUGACUCUGAGGCGCCUCGACCUGUCCCGCGUCCACGCUAUGCAGCACGUCUCAAUGCUGAUAAGAAGGAAGAGAGUAAUAGUGCUGAGAGUUUGGGCAGCGGAGGAAGUGGAAGCAGUGGAGGACGCACCUCCAUUCAGAAACCAAGUUACUUUCGUAAAUUCCAAGAAUUUGACGAUGCUUUAAAGGGAAACUCUUCCGAGAGUGAUUCCAAGGAAUCUAUAGAUAAAGUAGGCACUGAGGGACGGGAGAGACCUGACAUUUCAAACCCUCUGCCUCUGCCACCAAGAAAACCUUUAAGGCCCUCAACAUUGAACCAGAAGCCAAGGGAGAGAAAGUACCCUUUGGAAAAUGAAGGAGAAUCGAGAGAAAGGCGCUCGCACCUGCCACAGCCCCCACCAGUUCCUCGGAGCAAUGGGGCAUUUGAUCGUGAAGAUGAGGUAUUUAGUUCUGACCAAUCAGAUCGCAGUGCGUCCCCGGGGACGUUAGUUAGCAAAGCACACAUAGCCAUGAGGACUGUCCAUUGUAACAAUGACGAAAUUGGACUUAAUAAUAAUCUUGAUCCCUUCUGGAGGGAGGAAGUGAACUUUGAGCGCCUUCCCCAGGGCGAGAUUAAAUACAAAACUUCGGACAAUGUUAGUUAUGAGGACUUAAUGGAAUUUGCCUUGGAUACCGGAGAAUCUGGGAAACCGUGUAGAGAGGUGGAAGCUAUGCAGAAAAUUCUUGGAAAGCAGAUAGCUAUCAGUGACUGUCGCCAGGCUUUGGAUAGCACCCAAUGGGACGUCCCCACCGCCAUUAAGUACAUCAAGCUGAAGAUGUUACUGAGCACACAGCUGGGAGAUGUGGCCAGGUGUAAGGAGGCUCUGAGGAACUGUUCCUGGAAUGUGGAGCAGGCAGCUAAUUACCUGCUGUCCAAUCCUGACUACAGCCCUGAGUGUGUGGAUGUGUGAUUGUGUUGUCACAACCGGGGAUUGUCACACCUACUGCAAUCACAGUAUAUUGGAAUGUUGUGGAUUGUACGGCAUUGCCAACUUGACAGUUCUCAGAAGGCAUAGAUUAAUUGUCUUACGUCUUAUUAACAGUGGAAUGGUGUCUGCAAACAAUGGGAAUCUGACCUAAAGAAUAUGCUUGAUUGUGACAAGUUGGCAGUUGUUAAUGUGUUGUCACGACUGAAUGUGUCACACCUAACGCAAUGAUGAAAAAAACUAGGACUGCAUCGAUUGUGAUUGUGUUGACACAACCACAUUUUCACACCUAACACAUCUGGUAAUACAAGUAGAAGGACAGAUAACUUGAUUGUGAUUCUGCUGCCAGGAUAUCUAAUAGAACUUCGCCUGACUGCACAGCACACUGUAUAGCUGUGUGCCUGAUUGUGCUAACACAACCAAACUAUCACACCUAACGCAAUGUGUGUGAUAUUGAAUUUUUACCAGGAAAUAAUUGCACUGUUGAGGUCAUGAGACUGACCUUGAGGUUAUAUUCCUGAGAGUUGAACUCUCCCGAUUGUGGCGUGAUUGUUCAAAAGAGAGGUCUGGACCUUUUAUUCAGAGGGAUAUGAAAUAUCUGCCAAAAUAGAAGGAAAUGUGUAUCAGUGAGAGUUCUGGUCAUAAUACAAAACUGCAUCUUGACUAUAUGGUCUACAUUCAAUUUGACGUAUGGAUAUUGUACAUGUACAAGAAUUUUCCUCAUUAUGUAAUGCAGUCUACUCGCUGCUCAAGUUUGUAAAAAAUGUAUCAUGUUGUAACGUAGAGGCUUUUUGCUUGGAUGUAUUAUUAAUAACAGCUUUUAGUAAAGAGUCUUAAAAAGAAUACUGCCAUGGAAUAGUCAGAUGUUUUGUGUAUGAAAUGAGUGAUGGAAAACUAUGCACUUCAAUGCUGCUCUUGAAAUAUGCUGCAAUUGAUGUUUGCUACUUUGCUAAAUAAUGGCACAACGAGUACAUUUCUAUUACUCAGAGUCUGAUAUUUGUUAUGGAAAGCGUCUGGUUUAUUUGAAUAUAUGAAAUAUGUCAUGUUUAGCAUGAUUGGUCUGGACGUGGCAACAGUAAAGAAGUGAUAUAUAAUUGGAUUAGUACAAACAUGCUAGACCUUGUCUAAUGAACCAUCUAACAAGAUACAUAAGCUUCUGAAACAUGUUUUUUUUUUUUAUUCAUGGAAUAAAUUGUCUGAAAGCAAGACUUAGGCCCUUUUUAAA